Budorcas taxicolor (takin) is the source of this 398-nucleotide messenger RNA. RefSeq names its product NADH:ubiquinone oxidoreductase subunit B1 (gene NDUFB1). The record is from RefSeq and is a predicted model, not a curated record. Gene Ontology annotation, cellular component: mitochondrion. The coding region runs from base 16 to 318 and encodes 100 amino acids. NCBI's taxonomy places the organism in Eukaryota, Metazoa, Chordata, Mammalia, Artiodactyla, Bovidae. The transcript is spliced from 3 exons.
GACCGGACGCGGCUAAUGGUGGGUCCCGAGGCCGCCGCUUCCGCCGGCGCGAGUGGCUGUGCUUGCAGCUGUCCUUGGCCGCGGGGUCGUUGUUUGCUCAGAGGCCGCAGGGUCGUUGUUUGCUCAGAGGCCGCAGCACUCAUGAUGAACUUACUUCAGGUUGUGCGUGACCACUGGAUACAUGUACUUGUCCCUGUGGGAUUUGUCUUUGGAUAUUAUCUAGACAAGAAGAAUGAUGAAAAACUAACUGCCUUCCGGAACAAGAGUCUGUUAUAUGAAAGGGAACUGAAACCUAAUGAAGAAGUCACCUGGAAGUAAUGGCUACAGCUAAAUUACAGAAUGUUCACGUUUUUAAAUUAUAAGAGAAAUAAAAACACUGAUUAUUUAAUAUGAAAAAU